AGGCUGCAAGCAAAAAACAGCGCACUGAGGAACAUACAGGUCGAGCCACAGCACUUGCUGCAACAAAGGAUCAAGAGCUCCCUUCCUUGCCGGAGAUGCUGGUGAAGCGGGUCAAGCCAACUGCUGUGCUGCCUGUACGUGGCUCUGCGGCAGCUGCCGGCUUUGACCUUGCUGCAGCAGAGGCAACAGAGAUCCCCGCUGGUGGCAAGGGCGUUGUGAAGACUGGGCUUUGCAUCUCCAUCCCAGAGGGCACCUAUGCAAGAGUGGCGCCCCGUUCUGGGUUGGCAGUAAAGAAGAUGCUCCACGCAGGAGCAGGGGUUGUGGACUACGACUACCGUGGGGAGGUUGGGGUAGUCCUUUUCAACCAUGGAGCUGAGGAUUUUACUGUGGGAGUCGGUGAUCGUGUGGCACAGCUGAUUCUUGAGAAGAUCUCGAUGGCAAACUGCAGAGAGGUUGAGUCUUUGGAAGCCACCCGUGCCUCUGGAGCAGAGGAGAUGCUGGUGAAGCGGGUCAAGCCAACUGCUGUGCUGCCUGUACGUGGCUCUGCGGCAGCUGCCGGCUUUGACCUUGCUGCAGCAGAGGCAACAGAGAUCCCCGCUGGUGGCAAGGGCGUUGUGAAGACUGGGCUUUGCAUCUCCAUCCCAGAGGGCACCUAUGCAAGAGUGGCGCCCCGUUCUGGGUUGGCAGUAAAGAAGAUGCUCCACACAGGAGCAGGGGUUGUGGACUACGACUACCGUGGGGAGGUUGGGGUAGUCCUUUUCAACCAUGGAGCUGAGGAUUUUACUGUUGGAGUCGGUGAUCGUGUGGCACAGCUGAUUCUUGAGCAGAUCUUUGUGGUCAAGUGCGCUGAAGUGCAGUCCUUGACAGAGACGGCCAGAGGUCACGGUGGCUUUGGAAGCACAGGAGUUUCGCAGGCUGUGCCAAAGCAGGAGUCUGCUGACGCGUCAACCCUCAGAGCCGAGCAGGUCACCCAAGCUGGGGCAUAAUGGCAGUUUCUUCGCCAUGCUCUCGGGGGCAUCAGACAUCACGAUUCUCAGCUGAAUCUGCUUGGAUCUGUUUCGCGCAUUUUAGCAUGGCCAACUUGUUGGCGAUUCUUGUACUUGGUCCUGGUGCCUUCUUUGAUCACAAGCUACUUGAGUUCCUUGAGCAGCAGUGAACCUUCCAGGUAUUUCCAUUGGGAGCUGAUGCGCGGGUCUGUUCGAUUUCGGAAUAUCCGAAAUCAUGGGAACAUCUGAGAGUAGACAGGAGAGUGCGG
Molecule: messenger RNA, 1255 nt
Organism: Cladocopium goreaui
Lineage: Eukaryota; Dinophyceae; Suessiales; Symbiodiniaceae
Source: the annotation of a GenBank genome assembly